Molecule: messenger RNA, 3521 nt
Organism: Coregonus clupeaformis (lake whitefish)
Lineage: Eukaryota; Metazoa; Chordata; Actinopteri; Salmoniformes; Salmonidae
Product: phospholipid phosphatase-related protein type 5-like
Exons: 7
Coding region: 322-1287 (321 amino acids)
Biological process (GO): phospholipid dephosphorylation; phospholipid metabolic process; signal transduction
Molecular function (GO): phosphatidate phosphatase activity
Source: RefSeq, a predicted model, not a curated record
CACGCAUAUCUCUCGCGCCACAGAGUCCAUUCUAUUCCAAGCGCGCAUGUUCUACCCCCAUCCCCCCUCCCCUAACUCUUGCGCCGACCUCUUGAGUGGUGUCAUGACUGAAAGCUCGCUUGUUCACCCAACACAAUGUUUUAUGGAUUAUCUUCCCUUGUAGUAGCGAGAGAUAGAUGUGGAAGGAACGCGGAGCGAGACGGAGCACUGCCCGGGUUACAGCAGUAGCCUAAAAACCGGGCGACGUGGAGGUUCCAUUCAAUCGGGCUUUUCUAAUGCCCGUGGAUUUCGUGGGGCUCGGUUCGCUUCACCUCUGUGAUCAUGCUUUACUUCCAGCUGGUGAUCAUGGCAGGGACUGUCAUGUUGGCUUACUACUUUGAGUACACCGACACUUUCAACGUGCACGUACAAGGGUUUUUCUGCUAUGACAAUGCAUACACGAAGCCCUACCUUGGACCCGAGGCGUCCAGCGCUGUUCCUCCUGCCAUACUCUACGCAGUGGUCUGCGGAGUGCCGUCGCUUCUGAUCACAGCCAUAGAGUCGGUGUUGUUUCUACUCCAGUAUGUGUCAGAGGACCUGGACAACAGGGAGAAGAUCAUCGUCAUGGGAGACUGCUGUUACCUCAACCCUCUGGUGCGCAGGACCUUCCGCUUCCUGGGAGGUCAACGCAUCCAAGGACACUUUCAAGGUGUGUACGCUUUUGGCCUUUUCUCCACUGACAUAUUUGUGAACGCGGGUCAGGUGGUGACGGGGAACCUGUCCCCCCACUUCCUGACGGUGUGUAAGCCCAACUACACGGCCCUGGGCUGCGUGCAGACCGCCCGCUUCGUCAACCAACAGGGGGCGUGCACGGGCAACGAGGACGACAUCAUGCACGCCCGCAAAUCCUUCCCCUCCAAAGAGGCUGCGCUCAGUGUCUAUGCCGCGCUCUACACAGCGAUGUACAUCACGUUAAAAGUGAAGGCCAAGGGGACCAAGCUGGCCAAGCCACUCCUAUCUCUGGGACUCAUGUGUCUGGCCUUCCUCACAGGAAUCAACAGGGUAGUGGAGUACCGCAACCACUGGUGUGACGUCAUCGCCGGGUUCAUCAUCGGAGGGGCAAUAGCAGUCUUCAUGGUUCUAGGGGUGGUGCAGAACUUCAAAGGGAAGAGCCUGCUGAAUGAGAUCCCGCCGGAGGAGAGCGUGGUCAGCGGUAUUCCUAUGAUGGGCCAGCCCAGGAUCAUGGACAACACCAUGGAGAAGUACAUAUCCUCACAGAAUCCUAUUACUUUUGCCGAGGUCACAUGACAAUGAAUGUGUCACAUGACACACAUUGUUUGGACGUGGUUGCUGCUCGCUUAUCAGUCAUCAUGGUCGCCAGAGGGAGGGAGGUUAACACAGAUCCUGAUGUCUAUCUCUACCAGGGUUGGGGGUCAAUUACAUUUCAAUUCAGGCAGUAAACUGAAAUUCCAAUUCAAUAAAAAACGUAUAUUCAAGUCAGUUCCAGAAUUAACUGAGUGACUUUAAUUAUAAUUGCCCCAACCCUGAUCUAUACAGAAUGACACUAUUUCCAAUCAAACAUUAUGUUCACCUUGUCAUUCCAAAGGAAUUGUAGAAAUCUCAGUAGCUUUACCAUUAUUUUUUUUUGCAAUCAACAUUUUCUCUCCUUCUUUCUUUCUUCCUCUUCAUUCUACUCUCUCUUCUGUUGCAGUUUGUCGUUUAUUGUCAUGAAUCUUUCCCUGGAGGCAGAAGUGAGCGAUUUCCGCUAGAUGGGCCAGCUGCAAAGUCACAAUUGGCUAUUUCUUAAUUUAAGGUUAGGGUUAGGCAUUAGGGUUAGCAGUGUGGUUAACAUUAUGGUUAAUCUUAGGUUUCAAAUCAGACUUGUAGCUGUGCCAGCAAGUGACCACUCUGCAGAGCUGCCUCCAGAACACGAGUCAUCCCAAUAAAAUGCAAAGCUGCUCUUCUGUUCUGCUGAUUAUUGGCGUUCAUUGAAUUCCCCAAAAGUAUUCCUUAUUUUAUAUACUGUAAGAUACUGUAUCAAACAAACAUAGUACUGCUGUAUAUGCAUUUUUAUUUCCUCGUAGAUUACGAAACCUAAAGCCCAACAGCGUAAACCUGUAUUAUGUUUAUUUCUUAUUAUGUCUGUUCAUCACUUUAUAUGUGUUGGCUUGACAGUGUGAUGUAUGUAUUGUAACCAGUGCAAUCCAAACUGUAUGUUGUCAGAGCCAAUCUGUGUGGGUUUAUUUCUGUAGAGAUUUUCCCAACCAGACCUGAGAGAACGAAGAUCCAAAGAUCACUGACAUUUUAGUAUAGGCUUUAUUGGUAGUUUUCAGAGAAAUCAUUCAAUGUGUCCCUCUUGUGAUUAGCUAGAAAUACGUGGGAAUGUGGGUGUGCAUGUGUGAAUGGAUCCAUACGUGUGUGCGUUUGUAGGUGUGCUUGAUAAACCUUUUAACAUAAUUUUCUCUUGUGGAUUGAAGGAUGUUGCUUAGGGCUUGCCAGACAAUCAACAACCAUAAUAUUGCCACGGUCAGGCAACAGAGCUAUUAAGGAAAUAAAAUGGAAAUAUAGAGGUGUUUUUUUUUAUAGGGUGUGUUUUUAUUCCUCAGUUCUAUUUUAUUGUGUUGCAAAAGCAUUGAUCUUUUUGUAUAUUUGCAACAUUUCAUUCAAUUGAUAUGCUAUAUGUUUUGUGUACUGUUUCAUACUGUAUGUUGAUAUGACAGAUACUUGUUUAGUACAAUAUGGAGUAUUGUUUUAAACUCACAGGCCAGCAAUGAGAUUCAUAGUUGAUGCACGACUAGAUGUCAGUUUCCCAAAUGCAUUGUGGGUAAAGUUGUUUUUAUACCACCACAGUUUGAUGAAAUCCCCUGUUGUAUGUUCUUCUCCAUGAUUACAUUUUUACACACUUUUUAUACCCUUUUACUGGAUGUGACUGUACUGUUUACCUAAAUGUCUUACUGUAUGUCCCCUCAAAAUCUCAUAGAUAUCAUCUGAACAUUGAGAGUUUCGGUAUUAGUGGGCCGUUAGAAAAUGGUUUCUAUCCAUGUACAGUUUGAUUAUAUGGUUUUUAUGCAUUAACAUAUAUUUUAAAAAAGAAUUCCUUUCAUACUUUGUCCUAGUUUUUCUAGAAAUGUAUGGGGCAUUUGAAUGAUUCUGGAGAUGUUGUUCACUGUCAACCAUUAUGGUACUUUCAAAAAGAUGUAAAGAUAUAUUAAUUAUUAUAUAUAGUAUCAAAUAUAUAAUAUUAAAGUUGGAUUAGUGUAUUGUUUUGAUCUUAGUUUCUGAGUGUUGGUAUUUUCCUUUGUACAGAUUUUGUUACUAUUCUAACCUCUAAGACUCUUCUGUUUUGUUACUAUUAACUCUUCUGUUUUGAUAUUGUCCCAUUAUACCUGAUCUUUGUUUAUUGAUCUUGUCGCUAUGAGUAACAGUAGCCCAGCAGCAGCACCUCUUACACUGUAGAAACAUGUAAAAGAACCAAACUGUGAGAAAGUUGCGGUGUGAAAUGUAUAUGAAUAUAAUCGGAAUAAAUAUGUUCUACUCAGGCA